Messenger RNA from Xiphophorus hellerii (green swordtail), 3422 nucleotides. RefSeq names its product enhancer of mRNA decapping 3 homolog (S. cerevisiae) (gene edc3). NCBI's taxonomy places the organism in Eukaryota, Metazoa, Chordata, Actinopteri, Cyprinodontiformes, Poeciliidae. Gene Ontology annotation, cellular component: P-body. Gene Ontology annotation, molecular function: mRNA binding. The record is from RefSeq and is a predicted model, not a curated record. Gene Ontology annotation, biological process: P-body assembly; deadenylation-independent decapping of nuclear-transcribed mRNA.
GUGAGGUUUCCCGGAAACAGGAAGCUAGUGUCAGUAGCCGUUUAAAAGCUAAGAGGCUAAUCUCAAAGAGCUAUCUUCUUAGCCGUUGUUUGAAAAUUGCAUUGCCUUGAGCUGUACAAAGGAGUCCGCAUCGAUUUAACAUUGGAAAGAUAAUGGCCUCGGACUGGUUGGGUAGUUUGGUGUCUCUUAACUGUGGACCAACGCUGGGAGUUUAUCAAGGAGAAGUGUCAUCUGUGGACCAGUCCAGCCAGACCAUCUCCUUACGACAACCUUUCCACAAUGGGGUCAAAUGUCCCGUUCCUGAGGUCACAUUCAGUGCCAUUGAUAUACAAGAACUAAAAAUUUUGGACAUCAGAAACUUUCAUGCCAGGGCAGCUUCCAGUGCUGCUGCAAAGGGAAACGCUGUCCCAGUUGCCGUUCCAAAGGGGGAUCCCAGAUCUGUGGAGAAGCUGAACUCUCCACAGCAGUGCUCUAAAAGUUAUGGAGAACGUCACCUGGAUGCUCUGGGUCAACCUAAAGGCUUUCGUCGAAGACAUAACUCCUGGUCGUCCACCAGUCGAGGGGCAAACCAAGCGACGCCGAAAAAGAAUGGAGUGAAAAACGGGCAGAUGAAAAACAGAGACGACGAGUGCUUCGGCGACGGCAUGGAUGACGGGCUGGAUACGGAUUUUGAUUUUGAAGGAAACCUGGCACUGUUCGACAAAGCUGCAGUUUUCUCAGAGAUUGACACCACAGAGCGACGUAACGGCGCGAGGUCGCGUGGCACGCCUCAGGAUCAGACGCCCACACGGUACCGCCACGACGAGAACAUCCUGGAGGUCAAACCGAUUGUUUAUAGACAGAUUGUUGUACCACAGCCUGGGCACAAAGAGUACUGCACUGACUCUGGACUUGUUGUUCCGAGUAUUUCUUAUGAGCUCCACAAGCGUCUGUUGUCUGCUGCCGAGCGCUACGGCCUGACGCUGGAGCGGAGACUGGAGAUGACUGGAGUGUGUGCCAGCCAGAUGACACUCACGUUGUUAGGAGGGCCCAACAGAUUUACACCCAAAAACCUCCAUCAGCGGCCCACGGUGGCGCUGCUGUGUGGGCCUCAUGUUCAGGGAGCGCAGGGCAUCAGCUGCGGCCGCCACCUGGCCAACCACGAAGUGGAGGUCAUUCUGUUUCUGCCCAACUUCGUCAAGAUGCUCGACGCCGUGACAAGCGAGCUGACGCUUUUCAACAAGACCGGCGGCAAACAGGUGUCCAGCAUCAAAGAUCUCCCAGACACCCCAGUGGAUCUAAUCAUAAACUGUCUGGACUGCCAUGAGAACACAUUCCUGAUGGACCAGCCUUGGUACCGGGCGGCUGCGGACUGGGCCAACCAGAACAGAGCGCCGGUGCUCAGCCUGGACCCCCCUGUAAGCGGGCAGGGCCAUGCAGUCGAGGCCAAGUGGUCGCUGUCGCUCUGCCUGCCCCUUCCUCUGGCCGAAGGCGCCGGCAGAGUUUACCUGUGCGACAUCGGUGUUCCUCUGCAGGUGUUCCAGGAAGUGGGAAUCAAGUACCACUCUCCGUUCGGUUGUAAAUUCGUCAUCCCCCUGCACUCCGCUUAACGAGACUGAUUGAUUAAACCAUUCACCUUCCUUGACCAUUUAGGUUUUGGCGCCUUAUAUUCCAUGAGUUUCAUCUCUAAGUCAUUGUUUGAACUGUUUCCUCACGCUCAAGGACCACUGAUGCAUACUUCGUUUUGUUUUUUUACAAAUGUGGAAGCUUUCAAGUCUUUAUUGGUCAUCUUGGUGAUUAAGCUAUGGGAUUGUAACGCAGCUUAAAGAAGGACAAUCACUUAACUUUGAACAGUUUGGUCUAAAUCCAUUGUACAAUACACUUAAUUUUCACUGCGGAAACCCAACUGGCUCCAAACUUAGACUUUCGGUGCUCAGUUUGUGUUUUCAGGUUUACAUGACGUUAAUCUGCAGCAGGGAGUCUCUGCAGGAAGCCUCCUUUGUCUUUCGAUGUGCUGAUUUAUAUUCUUUUUUUUUCAUACCUUUUGACGGCACAGAUAGAAAACGCACUGAAUGCUUUUGAGCCAUGAAAGCAGGGAGUUUGUAGAUGUAACUUCAGUAGCGUUUUGAGCAGAUUAGCUAAGAGAGCAGAAUUCAAUUAAAGUUACUGUUUUAUACGCCACUCUGCAUGCACCAGUAUUAGAAUCGGGUCCUCGGUUUAUAAAAAUCUAAUUUGGCAUAUUCGUAGCUCAAAUACGAGCCGAGGUGAUUUUGUAUUUUUGUACUCAUUCCUGUGAUUGGGCCGGCUGCCCGGUUGAUAAACAGUCGUUAGAUUUAGGUUCUGGUAAAGUGGAGCAGCACAAAAAAACCCUGCUGCUCAAGUGGGGAGAAAUACUUUGUCAACCAAUGUUUUGAAAGAAGAUUAUAAUGGCGUGUUUGAAAGUUUCUGCAUAAAAUAAGGUCCAGAAAGAGCAGGCUCUAAAAUACAACAAGGUUAAUAUUUCUGAUUCAUGGAAAAUAUCUGACACUGACAUUUAGCAAAAAAUGCACAUUUUUAUUUGGCCACGAUUCGAUUAUUUCUGCUCUGAGCUGUGACGUCCUGUACAGAGUAGCUUUUGUGAACCAAUAACAGCAAUUCCCAAAAAACAAAAAAAAAAAUUGGUAAGUGAUAUAUACCAGAAAAUAUUUAGAAAAAACAUCAUGAAACUGUGAACAAGAGCUGCUGUUGUGCCAUCUUCUGAGGGCGACACAUCUUUCCAUGUACUGCUUGACAAUGAAAACUUAUUCUUUUUUUUAAUUUAUGUAUCAUUUUCAUUUGUAAUGAGUCCAGAAAUAAAGUUACUACCUUGUUGUUAGCAUUAUUUAACACUCUCACUAUCAGGUUUUUAAAGAUCUGGGUAAAGUUGAGAUUACUAAUCCUAGUACUUUAUUAUUUUUUUUAUUAUUUAAAGAUAAAAUUUCCAACAUCUCAGAAGCAGCUUUCACAGGAUUGAUGUACGUGUUCGAUGACGGCUACAGCCAUGCACAAUAGUUCUCUUUUUCUCCAACAUUCCUCUUGCCUGAUGUGUAAUUAUUUCACAUCUGUUGAGACAAGCCUGGCUUGGAAAGUGAAGCCAGCGUUGCUGAAUGUGACGGUUGUUUAUUGGCCAGCAGGAGGCGAUAAAAGGAAACAUUUCCACGCUUCCUCUUUUAAAACCCCGCAGCUUUUGGAUGAUUAUGACGACUGAUAGCCUUUUUUUGUUUUGUUUUUUUUUUCCACAGAGAAAUGGGAACUGAGUUUUAUUUUCUCCGUUCAGAAGAAGCCGCAUUAGAAAAUGUCAGUGGUGGCUGAGUUGCGUUGGUUCUGCACAGGAGGCUGCUGUGAAAUGAAAACUUCAUUGUCACUGAUCGUCUUGUGCAGAAACUUUGCAUUUUUCAUGUCCAAUAAAAACCGAUAACCACUCA